AUGGAGGCAACGAAAAACAGGACGAUGCAGUCAAAGAUCAGUUCCUUCUUUAAACCCACUUCUUGUUCUGCACAGAAAAGCCCACACCCACCUCCGGAUUUCGACAAUUUAUUUGACGACGAGGCUCAGUUUAAUUCCAAAGAACCAGAAAUCCUUGUCACGUACAAGCGCAGAGCUCCAAAACCAGAUGGCAGAACAAAUGAUGGGUCAAUUGUGGAAAAGUUGAGCCAAAGAGAUUUGGGGGUUUUGGUACCCAAACAGGAUUUUGCUAAAUCUGGGAAAGUUCUGAACAAGAAGAGAAGCUAUGCCCAGUUCCAUUUAGAGUUGGGUCAGUCUGAUUUUUUAUUGCAUACAUGUGCUACAUGUGGGUUCAAUUAUGCUACUGGUGAUGAAGGGGAUGAGGAGGUGCACAAGACAUUUCACAAGAAUUAUACACAUGGCAUUCGAUUCAAGGGUUGGUGCAAGGAAAGAGUUAUUCAUCUGUCCUCACUUGAAAGGAGCCGCAUCAUUUUGGUGUUGGAUGGUGACCCUCCUGCUCAGAGAAACAAGGUUCAGGAGGUUCUCAAAAUUAUGGAGAUGGAGCUUGGAGAUGGAUGGAUAUUUCAUGAGCACUGUAAGGUGUAUCUAUUUAUUUUAUCCAAUAGGAUUGCCGGCUGUUUAGUUGCAGAACCAAUAAAUAAGGCCUACAGGGUUCUCUUAAGCUCUGUUGAUGGGAGAGCGGAUGGUACUUGUGCACAGGAAAAAAGAGUGAAUUCAACUUCCCUCCAAUUUGGAUGUGUUAGGUUCCAGAGAGAAGCGGUAGGAAGGGCCCGAUCAGCUAAAAUUCCUGAGAUAUUGGAUGGGAACCACAAUGGCGCAAUCUUCUGUGAAAAAGAAGCUGUACCUGCUCUCUGUGGCAUUAGAGCCAUUUGGGUGUCUCCCGCCAACAGAAGAAAACAUAUUGCCAAUCAUUUACUGGAUGCUGCAAGGAAAAGUUUUUGCAUGGGUUUGAUUCUUGAACGAUCACAGUUGGCGUUUUCUCAGCCAACUUCGGUUGGAAAGGCAUUGGCAUCCAGUUAUACCGGCUCUGGUACUUUCUUGGUCUACACUACCUGCUAAUUUAAAUUAGAGGUAGUUUCGUAUAAUAAAGUUGACUAUUUUUUAUCACUCAUUGUGAUGAAUACUCAGCUUGUUUACAUUGCUACGAUUAUGCUAGUGUGUUGUAAAAGUUCUAUCCCUUGCUUUAUUGGUUGGACUUUGAUAUAAAUUGUGGAU
Messenger RNA from Ilex paraguariensis (yerba mate), 1254 nucleotides. The record is from the annotation of a GenBank genome assembly. NCBI's taxonomy places the organism in Eukaryota, Viridiplantae, Streptophyta, Magnoliopsida, Aquifoliales, Aquifoliaceae.